GUAGCUGCAUGCAGGCCUCGCCUGUGUUAGUGACAGACUACCAUAGUAAGGACGACCAACAUGCCAAUGACCUGCACCCGUGUCACUUGAGGUCUUGGGCUGGACUGUCGAGGCAAGACGUGUCAACACUGCGAAACAACAGCUCCAAGGACCCACGGGCCUUUCUGUUGGCUUUCCUGUCAUGGCGGACUUCGAUCUUAAUUCGUCCUAUAUUCCUGCCUUGCACAAACCCUCGGCACUGCUGCCUGUUGCCAAGCAUCGGGAGAGCCUGCUGUUCCUCAUAGAGACAAAUCCAGUCACAAUUGUCGUCGGUCAGACUGGCUCCGGCAAGACUACACAGAUCCCUCAGUUCCUCGAAGCCGCCGGCUGGUGCAGCGACGGCAAGAUCAUUGGUAUCACACAGCCAAGACGCGUAGCUGCUACUACUGUCGCAGUCCGUGUCGCCGAAGAAUAUGGCUGCGAACUCGGCAAGCAAGUCGGCUACUCAAUCCGCUUCGAAGAUGUCACAUCAGCAGUAACAAGUAUCAAGUUCAUGACAGACGGAUUGCUGAUCCGAGAAGCGCUCGUCGAUCCCCUCCUUUCCCGGUAUUCCGUGAUCAUGGUCGAUGAAGCCCAUGAGAGAUCGAUAAGCACCGACAUACUUCUGGGAUUGCUGAAAAAGAUUUUACGUCGAAGGCCGGAGCUGCGUAUUAUCAUUAGCAGCGCCACCCUGCAGGCUGACGAGUUCUUGCGCUUCUUUGCUGAUGGCGACGCGACUGGAAGCCAACCAGGAGCAAUCAUCACUUUAGAGGGCAGAACAUAUCCAAUCGAUGUGCUAUAUCUGGAACAAGCCACCGAGGACUAUGUAGAGUCUGCGGUUUCUACUGUGUUCCAAAUCCACCAAAAAGAAGCUGCUGGUGAUAUCCUUGUGUUUCUUACUGGCCGCGAGGAGAUAGACUCGGCAGUGCAAGCGAUUGAAGAGCGAUCGGCCCAGCUCUCGCAGGGCUCUAGCAGGAUCGUCCCGCUCCCACUCUACGCGGGACUGACCACGGAGCAACAGAUGUAUGUGUUUGAACCGGCAGCGGCGAACACAAGAAAGGUCAUCCUCUCGACGAAUAUCGCGGAGGCAUCAGUCACGAUCGACGGCGUCGUCUACGUCGUUGACUGCGGAUUCGUCAAGCUUCGUGCCUUCAAUCCCCAGACAAGCAUUGAGAGCCUGACGGUUACACCGGUAUCGAAGGCAUCUGCCCAGCAAAGAGCUGGUCGGGCUGGCCGGACCAGACCCGGCAAGUGCUUCCGGCUUUACAGCGAAGAUGCUUACCAGUCGCUGCCCGACAUCACUGCACCCGAAAUCCAACGCUCGAACCUGGCACCUUUCAUUCUCCAGCUCAAGGCUCUCGGCAUAGACAACGUUGUGCGAUUUGAUUAUUUCACUCCACCGCCAGCAGAACUUAUGCUGAGAGCCACUGAACUGCUGUUCUCACUUGGCGCACUCGACGAAUAUGCCAAACUGACUCGGCCACUAGGCAUGCGCAUGGCGGAACUUGCCGUCGAACCGAUGAUGGCGAAAACACUGCUCUCUUCUCCCGCCUUUGGCUGUCUCGAGGAGAUGCUGUCUAUUGCUGCCAUGACGGCUUUAGGCGGCUCUGUGUUCUAUGCAGACGGCAAUAAAAAGCAGCUAGACGGUGCACGCCGUCGUUUUGCAGCGGAAGAAGGUGACCACUUGACCCUUUUGAAUAUCUAUCAAGCUUUUGUCACCAAGGGCAAAAAGGAGUCCAAAUUCUGCCAUGAAAAUCACCUCAAUUACAAGUCUCUGCUGCGCGCUGUGAGCAUUCGAGGGCAGCUCCGCCGUUAUCUGGAGCGCUUCGGCUUGACAGCCGAGAUAGCAUCCCAGAAUCCUGCAAUCCCCAAAGCAGAGUCGAUUCGGCGGUGCUUGACAACCGGAUUCUUUGCGCAUGCGGCGAGAAUGCAGCCUGAUGGCACAUUUCUCAAUGUCGCUGGAGGCACAGUGCUAUACGCUCACCCCAGCUCUCUCAUGUUCAACAGGAAGGCGGACUGGGUCAUAUUUCACGAGGUCAUCGAGUCAGGGAAGAAAACGUUCAUCCGAGAUGUCACCAAGAUUGAGAAAGCAUGGCUGUUGGAGUACGCCGCAGACUUCUACCAGCUCAAGACCUAGCUGAGGUAGCCGCAGUACUUGGAGAGUCAGAAUCCAUGGAGUAUGUUCUUGACACGCAAUGACUCCAGAGAUAUCACUACCUGAAUCCCAUGGUCGUAGGCAACGCCAGUAGCCCUGGUUCCGAUUUGCUCAGGAUUUCGUCGAUCUCGUCGAUCUGCCC
Molecule: messenger RNA, 2315 nt
Organism: Microdochium trichocladiopsis
Lineage: Eukaryota; Fungi; Ascomycota; Sordariomycetes; Xylariales; Microdochiaceae
Product: P-loop containing nucleoside triphosphate hydrolase protein
Exons: 2
Coding region: 182-2155 (657 amino acids)
Cellular component (GO): catalytic step 2 spliceosome; intracellular anatomical structure
Molecular function (GO): RNA binding
Source: RefSeq, a predicted model, not a curated record